Mesitornis unicolor (brown roatelo) is the source of this 558-nucleotide messenger RNA. Its product is annotated as teneurin-4-like. NCBI's taxonomy places the organism in Eukaryota, Metazoa, Chordata, Aves, Mesitornithiformes, Mesitornithidae. The record is from RefSeq and is a predicted model, not a curated record. Gene Ontology annotation, cellular component: membrane. The transcript has 2 exons. The annotation marks the transcript as partial. Gene Ontology annotation, biological process: signal transduction.
UUAUUCCAAUCUGACCACCACACGGACGUCAUUAUUUUAAUGUUGAAUACUCAGACAAGGGUGCCAUGGAUGUAAAAGAAAGGAAACCGUAUCGAUCUCUGACUCGGCGCCGCGACACUGAGCGCCGCUACACCAGCUCUUCAGCCGAGAGUGAGGACAGCAAGGUACCCCAGAAGUCCUACAGCUCCAGCGAGACCCUGAAGGCUUAUGAUCAAGACUCCAGGUUGACCUACAGCAAUCGGGUCAAAGACAUGGUGCACCAAGAAGCUGAUGAAUUCUGCCGAGCAGGAGCCAACUUCUCCUUGCGAGAGCUGGGUCUUGAAGAUGUGACGCCCACACAUGGGACUUUGUACCGGACUGAUAUCGGGCUGCCUCACUGCGGCUACUCCAUCAGCGCCGGCUCGGAUGCCGAUACGGAGGCAGACGUGGUCAUGUCACCCGAGCACCCUGUGAGGCUCUGGGGACGCAACACCAAGUCUGGACGCAGCUCCUGCUUGUCGAGCAGGGCCAACUCCAACCUCACCCUCACCGACACGGAGCACGAGAACACCGAAACUG